This is a messenger RNA of Cololabis saira (Pacific saury), 2993 nucleotides long. RefSeq names its product family with sequence similarity 149 member B1 (gene fam149b1). Bases 485 to 2350 code for a protein of 621 amino acids. NCBI's taxonomy places the organism in Eukaryota, Metazoa, Chordata, Actinopteri, Beloniformes, Belonidae. The transcript is spliced from 16 exons. The record is from RefSeq and is a predicted model, not a curated record. Gene Ontology annotation, biological process: protein localization to cilium; cilium assembly.
CCUUAGCACUAAAGAUCAUGGAAGAUCCUCUUAGCUGGGGGUAGCUAGUGCAAAUGGAGCCCACUAAUGUAUUUCGAGCUUAUUUAUAGCUGACAGCGCAAGAUUAUUUCGUGUGGCAAGGCUGAUUUGAAGGGGAAUGUGCUUAAAGUAUUUUUAUCAUGCCACCCGAGCCUUGCCGAUGUGUUAUAUCAGCGUUCAUGUCAUGUUCGUUAGCUUCUGUUCAGCCAUAGGUUCAGUUUAGGUUUCCUGCAGUUAGGAAGAUCGUUUUUGUCCCUUUUCCCGUCCCUAACCGCAUCCCUGUCAGAGGAGAUGCUGGACCUUCCUCCGAGCUGUUCGCAGAGACGCGAGGCAAGAGCUUGAGCCUUUAAAGCACCAGAGAGGAGAAUGAUUUCACGAUACCACAGGAAAUCUGUAUCGCACAAACUUGAGAUUCGUGGGUUGUCUCGAAGCAGCCUUGAUCACCACCCCCUUCCUGAAGAAGCCGAUGAUGAUGGAUCCCCUCAGCACUACAUUCAUGACCUGCAACAAGCUGUUUCUGCACACAACAGACUCCAACCAGUGCUGGUCAGGUAUCAACAGCUCCGCGGGUACUGGCAUCUCGACAGAGAGGAGCUCUGUUUUCUCCUGGGGUUACGAUGAGUUUGACAAGGCAGCGUCUCAGCAGGUGCAGCAAAUGUUUGCAGAGAUUGACAAAGAUCUGUAUGAGGGAACAGGCAGUGGGAUAGGGAUUCUCCAGGGGCUGCAAGAGGAAUGUCAGCAAUGGACCACACGCUUUCCACAUCUUCGAAUCCUGGGGACACAGCUGCUCUGUCCUACUGAUGAGGGCUUCCAGUGGUACGCUACUCCAGGGACAGCCAGCCCAGCUAGCAGCUCGUCAGCAGGCAAAGGAAGCAGAGUAAAGUCCCAGGAGAAAGAUAAGAGUUGUGCAGAGUUGAACAUACAGGGCAGGAGAGCUGCACUGAUCAGGUCCUCCUCAGCAGAAUUGGACAGCCCUGCUGACAACUCCAGCGGUCGUGACAGACAGCAAGUGUUUGAAGCAGAGGGUCUGAUGGAGGAGUAUCUGGCUUUUGAUAGCAGGGACUUGGAUGACGAGUGGGGCCAGGAAUGUUCGGAGUCUGUUUGGAGGCAUCACUGUCUGCCUCCUGUCUCACCAUCCCGGUGUCACCGUCAAGCUGUUCUGGACUUGCUGUUUGAUGAUGUUUGGCAGGAGCUGGUGGGCUGCAUGAAAGAGUUGGUCCAUCGCCACUGGGAAUGCUGCACUUCUCAUGAUGAAUCGAUUUCUGGGAGCUUGAGCCCCGUGCUCCCCGUCUCCACGGUGCCUGCAUUGCUGCCCAAACUCGGUCAGAGCAGAGUGGUGCCACUCCCAGCCGGCCCGCAGCUCCAGAACACAAAGUCAAGGGCCUCAAAGCACAAGUCCAGGUGGAAAUCCAAAAAGCAGAAAAGGCCCCCUGCCGCUGGUCGGGGGCCUGUAGGAGCAGCAGUGCUUCAGCAAAACCUGAAUGACAUCAUCGUGGUCCAAAGCAUCCCGCUGCUGCAGAGGAACCUGGGUGGGCUGGAGAGACACCAGCAAGGGCACCCGGAGGAGCGCGUUUCUCUCAGUCCAGGCUCCACUGUGGUCCUCUCCAGCAAACCCCGCCCUCGCCGCCCCCUCGAGCAGAGCUCUUCCUUGCUGUCUCGGCCAGCGCAGUCAGCUCGUCGCAGAAACCCUCCCCCCAGAACCCUAAUGCCACUGGUUUCAAACCUGACUCAGUCCAGCACAGGGGGGUCCCUGGAUGAGGUCAUACGCGGGACACGUCUACCUACAGCCAGGGACCAACUGACACCUCCGCUGAUUCCUCUGAGCCGAAACACACUCCUUCCCCCCAUCAGCACCGGGGACUCGGAGCACUAUCAGUCAGGGCAGCAUCCCAAACUUGCACAGCGUCAGAAGGGCUCAUCCAGCCGUGCUCACAGUGCUAUAAACAAUGAAGCUGGCACUUCAGUACAGAGGGAUCGUCACCACCUGCUGGAAGCCUUCUCUCGCCCCAACACAACUCACACAUACAGGUCAGACACUCCGUACCGCCGUUCCUUCACAGUACUGGACACCAUCGGUCAGGGGCGACCAGGAAGAUCCUCCGUAGCCACAGAUGCUCUGGGAAUCGGUGUGACUGGCAUCAGUCUUGGUAUCAGCAGCUCAUCUUUCUUGGACUCAUUUCCUCACCACCCGCUGGGGCACUCGUCCAUCAAAGAUGAAGAGAAGCUAGACCCACAAACCCCUGCCCGAGCUCCAUUGGUGCCUGUGUCGGUCCAACCUCGGCCGUACACCCGAGGAGGCAUCUCAACCAGAGCCAGCAGGCCGGGCUUGUAAUUUGCCUCCGAUCUCCACGAGCCAGUCAUCUUUACACAGCAUCUGCACCCACUGGAUGGUUUUGAUUUACAAAAGUAGCAGACUUUUUGAUACAAUGCUUCUUUUUUGUCGUUUUAUUUGUUUUCCUUUUGCUAAAGGCCUAUUUUUGUAUUUCAGAAAUCAGCUCACGUGGCUGCCAAACACAACUGUCAACAGUAAUUAUAUCUUCAUAUUCAAUAUGAGCUGUAUGUGUGAAUAUUUCUACUGGGUAUGUAUGACUUGACUGUAUAAAUGUAUUUAAUAUAAUUAUGUGAAUACUCUGUAUAAUCGCCCCUGCUGUGUUUGACUAUGCAGGGAAUAAAUGCAUCCAAAUAAGGACUUUUUAAAUUUUUUUUAUUCCUUCUCUGUAUUACACCAGUUUAGGACCAUAUCUUUUCAUAAAACUAUGAUAAAACAAAAAAAAAAUCCUGCAGUUUCUCACUGCAUAAACCAAACUUUAAUUCAUAUUAUCUUACAAUGUGAGAAUAUGAGAUGCAGGUACAGGAAACUUCUAAAUAACCAAGAAAACUGCUUUAAUACGUACCGUAUUUCAUGUCAUUUUCUUAUAUGAGAAAAGCCUAGUGGGCGUGGUCUGAAAAGUAACAGCAUUACUGAUGCCACAAAG